CGGCGGUGGCUCGCCGGAGAGGCCCCUCCUUCUCGCCCCGCUCGUUUCUCUUCGCUCGCGGCCGAGCGGGCUCCAGACCGACCCUCCGCUGGCCAUGGCCGGCAACGUGAAGAAGAGCUCGGGCGCCGGCGGCGGCGGCUCGGGGGGCUCGGGCGCGGGCGGCCUGAUCGGGCUCAUGAAGGACGCCUUCCAGCCGCACCACCACCACCACCACCACCUCAGCCCGCACCCUCCCGGCACGGUGGACAAGAAGAUGGUGGAGAAGUGCUGGAAGCUCAUGGACAAGGUGGUGCGGUUGUGUCAAAACCCAAAGCUGGCGCUCAAGAACAGCCCACCUUAUAUCUUAGACCUGCUACCUGACACCUACCAGCAUCUCCGCACUGUCUUGUCAAGAUAUGAGGGGAAGAUGGAGACACUUGGAGAAAAUGAGUAUUUUAGGGUGUUCAUGGAGAAUUUGAUGAAGAAAACUAAGCAGACUAUAAGCCUCUUCAAGGAGGGAAAAGAAAGAAUGUAUGAGGAGAAUUCUCAGCCUAGGCGAAACCUAACCAAACUAUCCCUGAUCUUCAGCCACAUGCUGGCAGAACUGAAAGGCAUCUUCCCAAGUGGACUCUUCCAAGGAGACACUUUUCGGAUUACUAAAGCAGAUGCUGCAGAAUUUUGGAGAAAAGCUUUUGGGGAAAAGACAAUAGUUCCUUGGAAGAGCUUUCGACAGGCCCUUCAUGAAGUUCAUCCCAUCAGUUCUGGGCUGGAGGCCAUGGCUCUGAAGUCCACUAUUGAUCUGACCUGCAAUGAUUAUAUUUCCGUUUUUGAAUUUGAUAUCUUUACACGACUUUUCCAGCCCUGGUCCUCUUUGCUCAGAAAUUGGAACAGCCUUGCUGUAACUCACCCUGGUUACAUGGCUUUCCUGACAUACGAUGAAGUGAAAGCACGGCUCCAGAAGUUCAUUCACAAACCUGGCAGUUACAUCUUCCGGCUGAGCUGUACUCGUCUGGGUCAGUGGGCUAUCGGGUACGUUACUGCGGAUGGGAACAUUCUGCAGACAAUCCCACACAAUAAACCACUCUUCCAAGCACUGAUUGAUGGCUUCAGGGAAGGCUUCUAUUUAUUUCCUGAUGGACGAAAUCAAAAUCCCGACCUGACAGGUUUAUGUGAACCAACUCCCCAAGAUCAUAUCAAAGUAACCCAGGAACAAUAUGAAUUAUACUGUGAGAUGGGCUCCACAUUUCAACUAUGUAAAAUCUGUGCUGAAAAUGAUAAGGAUGUGAAGAUUGAGCCCUGUGGACACCUCAUGUGCACAUCCUGCCUUACAUCAUGGCAGGAAUCAGAAGGUCAGGGCUGCCCUUUUUGCCGAUGUGAAAUCAAAGGUACUGAGCCCAUCGUGGUGGAUCCAUUUGACCCCAGAGGCAGUGGCAGUCUGUUAAGGCAAGGAGCAGAAGGAGCUGCUUCCCCAAAUUAUGAUGAUGAUGAUGAUGAACGAGCUGAUGACUCUCUCUUCAUGAUGAAGGAGUUGGCAGGUGCCAAGGUGGAAAGGCCUUCCUCUCCAUUCUCCAUAGCCCCACAAGCUUCUCUCCCUCCAGUGCCACCAAGACUUGACCUUCUACAACAGCGAGCAUCUGGUCCUGCCAGCACUUCAGUUUUGGCAACUACUUCCAAGGCUGGUUCUGGCUCCCUUCAUAAAGACAAACCAUUGCCAAUACCUCCUACACUUCGAGAUCUUCCACCACCACCCCCUCCAGACCGGCCUUACUCUGGAGCAGAAACACGACCUCAGAGACGGCCCCUGCCUUGUACACCAGGCGAUUGCCCAUCUAGAGACAAACUGCCCCCUGUCCCCUCUAGCCGCCCAGGGGACUCAUGGUUGCCUCGGCCAAUCCCGAAAGUACCAGUAGCUACCCCAAGCCCUAGUGAUCCUUGGAAUGGAAGAGAACUGACCAAUCGGCACUCACUUCCAUUCUCAUUGCCUUCACAAAUGGAACCUAGAGGAGAUGUUCCUAGACUUGGAAGCACAUUUAGUCUGGAUACUUCCAUGACUAUGAAUAGCAGUCCAAUAGCAGGUCCAGAGAGUGAGCACCCAAAAAUCAAGCCUUCCUCAUCUGCCAAUGCCAUUUACUCUCUGGCUGCCAGGCCUCUUCCUGUGCCAAAACUGCCACCUGGGGAGCAGGGGGAAAGUGAAGAGGACACAGAGUAUAUGACUCCCACAUCUAGGCCUGUAGGGGCUCAGAAGCCAGAGCCCAAAUGGCCUUUAGAGUCAACCCAGAGUUCACGAGCGUGUGACUGUGACCAGCAGACUGACAGCUGCACGUAUGAAGCAAUGUAUAACAUUCAGUCUCAAGCACUGUCUGUGACGGAAAACAGUGCCUUUGGGGAAGGGAAUUUGGCUACAGCCCACACCAGCACUGGCCCUGAGGAAUCAGAAAACGAGGAUGAUGGGUAUGAUGUGCCUAAGCCGCCUGUGCCGGCUGUAUUGGCUCGCCGGACUCUGUCUGACAUCUCUAAUGCCAGUUCCUCCUUUGGCUGGCUGUCUCUGGAUGGUGACCCUAUGACAAAUUUCAAUGAGGGCUCCCAAGUUCCUGAGCGGCCCCCUAAACCAUUCCCUCGGCGAAUCAACUCUGAACGCAAAGCAAGUAGCUAUCAGCAAGGUGGAGGGGCCCCCGCUAACCCUGCUGCCAUCGUCCCCUCACCACAGCUCUCCAGUGAGAUUGAGCGCCUCAUGAGUCAGGGCUACUCCUACCAGGACAUUCAGAAAGCUUUGGUCAUUGCCCACAACAACAUUGAGAUGGCCAAAAACAUCCUCCGGGAAUUUGUUUCUAUUUCCUCUCCUGCCCAUGUAGCUACCUAGCACAUCUCUUCCUGCCAUGGCUUCAGAGGAUCCAUGAGCUGGGCUCUUACUCAAGGAGCACCUAGGAAAGCAGUGGCUUCUUUUGGGACAUCACAGUGAGGUCCUGCCUUUUCUGUGGGUACUGACACCCAUGGUUCCAAGAUUUCAAAGCAGUGGAAUGAAAAUGGAGCAGCUAGUGUGUUUCACUGUUGGAUUGGUCUUAAAGUCUGUUUGUAGUCCUUCAGUCCCCAUUAGGAGAGAAUGGACUUUAUUAAAUGAUAACCUACCCCUGGAACAGUACAGAAAGCAGAAGUGCUGUGCUGUAGCCCUAGUUAAGGACUUAAGACUUUGUAAUUAAGGGUGGGUGGGUGUGUCUGUCUGUCUGUCUGUGUCCUAUGAUUAUAAGAUUAUCCUGCUGUGUGUGAAUCCAGGCAGGGAGUUAGCACAAGAGCGUCAGGAAGGAAUCUCUGAAGGCUCCCAUCUACUGUGGUAUUGCACCUAGCCCUGCUGGAUGUUACAACCUCAACACUCCCCUCUGGCCUAGAUUAUCAUGUGCUUAGCUAAGUCUUAGAGUGUUAGGAUACCCUCUGUCCUUUCCCCUAGAGACACCUUACUCUGCCUUCUCCUCAUUGGUGUUCUGUAGGCUUGCUGUGACCUGAAGCCAAGCAGCUUACAGGAUGUUCUUUUAUGUCUGAUGGUGUUGGUUUGUUUGGUAGAAUAGGUGGGAAGGUACUAUUCUGUGGUUACAGUUAUGAUUGUGCUAGCAGCUAACACUGGUCACUCCAAAGUGCUGUUUCUAUAGGAACCUUGAAUUUGUUAAAAUAAGAUGUUUAAAUUCUCCUAAUUACCUAAUGACUGGUUUGAGAUAGAGGCCUUCAUAUACAUUCCGUGUCUUCCUCAGAAAAUAGUCUGUGGGAGUCUGUUGCCUUGGUGCCAGGUAUGUGUUUUUGAUGUAGGUAAUGAGUCUUUCUACCUAACAGGAACAGAAGAACAUUUGUUUCCAGGGUAGCUUUCCAGCCCAAAUACCAUGGAGCUUUUAGGAAGCUUCAGUCACAUACUGUUUAGGUUUACACAGUAAACCAGUAAGGACUUACCUAUUCAGUCUUUCUUGCCAGUGGUUAAUUUCAGCUUAGGGAUUUCUCCCUUGAACAGGAGGGAGGUUAACCUUUCAGAAAUGAUUUCUUUUUUUGCCCUCUAAGGAGUAGGGAUAACCCUAAUUACCUUACAGCAUUUGCUAAUGAGUGGCACCUUUCCUACAUUGGUGCCACCCAGUGACUUGGUUGCUCAUGUGCCUAGGGCUUUGGGAGUGGUUUCUCUUUCUCCUUCCUUGCCCUCUUAUUGGGCCCUAGAUAUAAUCUAAUCACUGCAUCAUCCACAGUAUUCACAUCAUUCAUUGAAAUCUUUUAGUCAAAGACAAUUUGGGACAAUGUAGUUUGUGUAUUUACAGUUCAUCAAGAUUUGGAGUCAGUUUGGAGACCUGCUUCUCAGUCCCUGUUAUGACCCCUUGGGUUCAGUGAGUUCUCUGACUGGAGUCUUACUGACUUCCCUGGCAGCAUUUACCCUUUCUCCUGUCGCAUGCAAGCUGUUUUUCUAAUGAAUCCACUCUAUUCUUUAGGUCCAGACAGAAAUGACCCACUAAGAUUAUACUUUCUUUCCAUUCUUAACAUUUUUGCAAGUAAAACCUUUUGAAGUCUCUUUUGGUUUCUGAAUGCUUCAAGGUCUUUGGGUUUUAUCCUCUUGCCUCAGAGCUAUUUCUGUUCCCAGGGUAGACAUUACAGUACUUCAUAUUGACUUGCCAUGGUUACCCAGUGGUUCCUCUGCAUAGCAGUGAGUAGGAAACAAUAGCUUGUCAUCCACUUCAAAAAGCUUGUGACAUCCAAUUUUGUGUUUCUUUGAAUAUUGAAAGCCUAAACCAGGCAUGUUGACAUGCGCCUGUAAUCUCAGCACUUGGGAGAUGGUGGCAAGAUGAUCAGGAGUUCAGUACCAGCUCAAACCCAUCUCAAGACAAACAACAGGGGUUGAAGAGAUGGCUGAUCAGUUAAGAGCAUUUGUUCUUGCAGAGGACCCAAGUUGGGUUCCUCGCAGCUACAUGGCAGCUCACAACUAUCUGUCACUCCAGAUCUAGAGGGAUCUGAUGCCCUCUUCUGACCUCUGUGGGCACCAGGCACACACAUGGUGUGCAUACAUACAUGCAGACAGAACAUUCAUAUACAUAAAAUUAAAUAAAUUUUUUAAAAAGUAUUUAAAAACAAAAGAAAACAAAAAUUUGAAGACCUCAACAGAACUAGGAAAAAGCUACAAGCCCAGUCUGUCUAUAUUGGAGUAUUUCUUUCCCUGCAGAUAUUAGCUACUAUCUGAAGAUCUAUCAAGAAAACAAAUCAUUGACUACAUACCUUUUGCCUUUUCUGUGUAUCCAAGUCUUCUGUGGAGGGCUAAGGAUGUAGCUCAGUUGGUAGAGUGCUUGUCUAGCAUUCACAAAGCCCUGGUUCAGUCCCACACCACAUAGAACAGAUUGUGCUGAGGCAUACCUCGAAUCCCUAGCACUCAAGAAGUGGAGACAGAAUUAGAAGCUCAAGGCUACUCUUGCCUACAUAGCAAGUUUGAAACUAGCCUGGGCUACAUGAAACCCUGCCUCCAAAAGAAAACAAAAACCAAAUCUGUGGCAAUUACUGCCAUACUAUCUAGGGAAAUGACAGUUUUGUCCUGUCCUUUGCUGAGCACCCAUGUAGCUCUGAAAUGGGUGUUGAGUGGGGGUGAGUGGGUGUUUAGUCCCUAUGCUGGGCAGACACAUCUUUGAUUAGCUUGGGUGUUGGUUUAUCAGAUGUGUUUCUGCAGGCAUCAAGGUUUGAGACCAUUGUGUGUAGGCCUUUCCUUUGCUCUGGGGAUAUUCUGGGGCCCGGGCCUGAUAUUAUUAGGUAGCCUUAGGAAGGUUUCAUGCCACUCAUUUUGAAGAUAGUCUCCAAUUUUGAAUUUCUUUUUCCUUUGAAGGCACCAAUAACCAAUUCUUCAUUUUCCAUUUGUAUGGUAAGUUCUAAUUCUUUAGCUCUUCUUCUGAGUUUACCUACAAUCGCCCUUUCAUAAACAAGCUUUAUUUUGAGUUUUGCUAUUUUUGGCAAACCCAUCCCUUUUCCCUGCUCUGUGUUACAGUUAAGAAAACAGCUUUCACAUUUUCCUUUUCCUCAACUUCAUUAGGCCAUCUUAUUCAACAAAGAUUAUUGCUCCCUCUGUGUCUUUGUGGAUUGCUUUACAUGCCACCUCAUUGAUGGGUCACUGUCUUGCCAGGGCUCCAGGCAAGGCUUUUCUAGUCCAGUCCCAGGACUAGACUUUUCUAGCUGCCUUCCCACUGUCCUUCUAAAGUGAAAAGUUUUUUAAAUGUCUUUAAAAACCCAUGGGUUCUGAAAUAUACCUCCUAGUUAACAAACUGGGCAGCUCAUGAUCUCAGCCUUUGUAUGUAUUUAUUUAAGCAGUGAAUUGACCCUGGCUGACCAUUCUCCUUCACUUAUUCCCCUCUUCCUCCUCCCAGCCCUCCCCCCCCCCCCCCCAUUUUCUUUCUCUUUCAAUUCUCAGACAUACCUAUCACUGGACCACAGUGUGUGAUAGUAGUACUGGCAUCCUUCAGCUGUUCUGUGGGGUUUUUUUAAACUGGGGAGGGCAUCUGGGAUGGAUAGGAGUCACUAUUCUUAAUAUUUAAAAUAUUUAUUUCCUCUGUGGGAAAGAAAAUGUGUUUUAUGGUCCAAGUAGCAAAUUUACAAGUUAAUUUUUGUAAUAUAACUUGCUUGCAGACCAAACCAAGGACCAGCUGUGUAUUUCUUUUAUGGCACCAUUUAACAGGAUUUAGUCUUUCUGUGAUGAUCAGCAAUGGUGUUAAUGCUGAACGUUCUCCUACCUCACGUCAUGAGAAUCAGAAGGCUGCUGGCCUUCUCAGACUUUCCUUCUUUCUGUUGGCCUUUCUGACUCUGGAAUGAUCACUCUACUAAAUAGAGUAUUCUAACCACUGUCCUGACUAUAACCAUUUGCUAAUUUCUGCAAGUAUUGGAGUGAUUACUAUGUGUCAGAAAUGUCAGCUAUAUGUUCUCCCCUGCCACCUCAUGGUGAUUUAUUGGUGUUGGGAAGUUAACCAUGGGCUGUCCUUAACACUGUUUGCAUUUGACCAUACAUGUGUGUAUUCACAACUCUUUUAUGUAGAGUUACCUUUCAUUAUAGAGCUGUCCUGCUUAAAAUUGGCCCAAGACUUUCCUAUGAACCUCUGUUGUCUUCCUGUAGCUUUGAUAAUAUUUGGGAGAUUCUCUUGUGUAUACCUCAUGGAUUAUCCUUUUUUGCUACAGAUUUCUUAAUCUCUUCAGUGGGUUGAGGGUCCACUGACUGAGAGUUGCACAGUAGAGCACUAAAUGUUUAAGCAAAGCUUUUGCUGCAGUCUGCUUUCCAAUCCAGUGCCUUCUUUAUCUUUUUUACUGAGCUGCUUUUGUCCCCAGUCCUCCUUGUUGGAAAGGUUUUGUUUUUACCCUUCUGGGACCUAUCACCAUCUCCCUUACAAUUUGGAAUUUGUUUUUCUUUUCUUCAACAAUCCUUGUGGCUAAUUCUGUCUUAGGAGAGGUGGAAGGAUUGGAAAGGGUGAGGACCUGAUUCUCAGUCUGGUCUUGUAGGAGCUGGUCAGGAGCUGAGGCUGGAUUCUGUCCACAUAAGCCUUCCCAGAGCAGGCAGCUUAUGAUAGGUACCAGAGCCUUACUGCCAACACUAUCAUCUGGCACUUGAAGCUUCACAAUUCAGCAGAAGUACUCUAGCACUACACAGAGCAUCUGGAUUCAACUGUGAUCGCAGUCUCACACACACACACACACACACACACACACACACACACACACACACAGCCAUUUAAUGCAUGGGAGACUUGGUUCUUGUGUAUUACUGGGCUGGAAAAGUUAGACAUAGUCCCUCCUCCUGCUUCACAGCAUAUUGGUAUACAUGACUUCAAAAUAGGUACCCUUGUUCUUGAGUUCACUUGAUCUUCUUACAGUGAAUGUGGUUCUUCAGAUUAGCUCAAUAAUUCUUGGAAAGAACAGGAGAAAGUUAAACCUGUCUACUGAUUCCAUGGGUCAGACCAGGCACCUCGAGGGAGUCUGUACUGGGCUGUAUCUCUUGAGGGGAUCUGUUUGCCAAGCUAGAACUCAUGGAGCAAGCCUGUCUUUCAGCUCUUGAAAGGUAGAAGUAGAAUUAGGAAUUUUAGGCCAGCCUUAGAUACAUUGCAAGGUGAAGACGAGACUGGACUCUAUGAAUGUCUUGCAUUUUCAUGGAGAAUAUUUUCUCCUCUUCAUUUCCAGCAACAGGGAAAGCAGCAACACCAUUUGGUGCAUGAGUGGAGAUGCUCUCUUCAAGUGCGAAUUACUGAUGGAGUGGUUUCACUGCCAAGGGGCCUUUGGGUUCUUCCGCUGUAGUUUUCUUUAUGUCUGACAGUUUGAAGGUGUAAUCUUUCAUUGUGGGAAAGUCAUGGAUGCAGGAACAUGAGGUACCUGGUCACAUUGUGCCUGCAGUCAAGGAGCAGAAGACAGUAAUACUUAGGUUAUAUUCUUAAGGCAGAAUAUACUCAGCGAAAAUAUUGAUUUGAGGGUUCAUACCCCCAUUGAACCUUACAGGGAGAACAGAGAUAUUGUGGCAGAUAGGGAGCUUCCAAGAAGAGAUAUGCAAAGGAACUUCCACACUGGAAGCACAGUUGCAUAGUUUCUGUUCUGCUAUUCAUCUGGGAAGUUGAAGAAAUACCCCCAGCCCCCUGCCUUUUGUUGGCUUUUCGAGUACAAGGUUCCUCUGUAUAGCCCUGGCUGUCCUGGAACUCGCUCUGGAGAUCAGGCUGGCCUUGAACUCAGAGAUCCCCCUGCCUCUGCCUCUGGAGUAUUGGGAUUAAAAGCGUGUGCCAUCACUGGCACCACCACCACCCAGCUGGAAAUCCCUAUUUUUAACUUACUCAGAGUCACUGUUAUCUUUCCUUUUGUUCUCCUUAGAGUCUUGGCACCCAAGAUUACUUUCCCCUAGUCUGUUCUUGGGUGGCAUUUCGUAGCCUCCAUUCACCCUCCAGUCCUCUUCUGUAUUCCCUAAAGGGCAGCUCUUAGCUUCCGAGGUAGCUGCUGCCUUUCAGCUUGGCUCUCUUCUGGUUUUAGUGCUGAAUACCUGUUCACUCUCUGGGCUCUUGACCAGUCUCCUACAUCCCUCUUCUUUGUCUUUCUGUGAGGGAGCCUGCAGUGAUGUUCCUAGCUCUGCUUUCCUAGGCACCAUUGAGACGUUUGCCAGGAUCCAGAUAUUUUCGGUGUCUAAUUGAGCUUGUUCUUUGAGCUCCUUAGACAAGCUACCUGUGUCCUCCCUGUCUGUUGCUUUUUCUCUAGUUCUGUAAUAAGUGUGUGGUUUUUGUUUGUUUGGGUUGGGUUUUGUUGUUGUUGUUGGGGUGGGGGUAGGGGGAGUAAAACUAUGCUUCUGCUUGCCUGGAUCUUUGGAAUCCCAUCUUAGAGCCUGCCCUGCGUUUUAAGGCAUAUCAUACAUACUACCCUGCUUUUAACUUCUAAAUAUUCAAGUCCUUUGGUAUACACAGAAGUAACCUACUAAUCCAAAGAUAUACAUUGAGGCACAUAGGAAGGCAAGAGAAGAUCAUCAGAUUUUGCAUUUGAUGUCUAGUCUAGGCUCCUGAAUGAAGACGAGAGGGAUAGUAGUGCCAUGUGCCUUCAGUGCCCCAGGAAAUCUGGGUUAGUUGCAAGGCAAAGUACCAGUGUUUCUUGGUUCUAGUAAGUAGUAGCACAAGACUUAAGAGAUGGAGAAAUAGGGACAGGGAGGCCCUACACAUUGUUUUGUGCCUGAUGAAGAGCACCGUGGGGAAGGGCCAGCUGCCGACCAACAGCUGCUUGGAGAUCUUGCAGCCUCUUCCCUGUUUUAGUGCUUGAGAAAAAUGUGGCUGACCACUCCUUGUCUUGUACAGAGCCCAGGCUGAGCGCCAGCCUCAGAUCUACUGAUUUGGCAGCUGAACAAAUCAGCCCUGAGUUGUGAUCACCUGGCCCUGCAGUCCUGAUUCAGUCCCACAACUGAAUGUGAGAUGCAAACUCCAAUUUUCCUUCCCUCUAAAACAGAAUGGAGGCCAGAGAAGAUUGCUCAGUGCAUGCUGCGUACAGCUCCUCAGGCUCACACUGCCUCCCCACAUAGGCCCGGAAGUGGAGUGUGUGGUGCCUGUGUUGCUCCUUCCCCACUACCUCUCACCCAGUAGUGGAGAGGGUGACUCUGUUGGCUGUCUUGAAGUGGUAAGAGGAUGACAGACCUUGAGCUCUCUCUCGGCCUCUCCCUGCUCUCUGGGCUAGUGAGCCUGUCUGCAAUGCACAUGAGAGGAGGCGGCCUCUGACCGCCUCCUCAGCACCCUUAAGUGGGAAGUCUGACCUCUGCUGAGACAUGCUGGGCAUGGCAGCUGUAAGGUACCUCCUACAUCUGCUUUCUGGCUGUGCUGACUUGGGAUUUUUAACCUUAUAUAUCUUUUUCCUGUAUUCAAAACAAAACAAUUUUUAGCACACUGAAAAAAAAAAAGCCAAAUGUUUUGUGCCUUUCUAAGGCAGCGCUGUAUCCCAGGCUGCAUUUUAGGACUUAAUAUGGAAAUACCAGAGUCUGAGCUCCUCUACCUUGAGUAUCUUUAGCCCUAGAGUCUUGGGGACAAGGGUGUCUGGCUGGAGAGGUGGCACAUAGGUGCCUGUAGUGUCCUUCCUCUGCCAUGAGGCUUUGGAAAAGAGCAGCAUUUUCUCCUGGCAUCACUUGGUUGGUCCCAGGCAGCUGUUAGCGGUCCUCUGCUCUAGAUGGCCUGCUCACGAAGCCUCCUGGUAGCAGGGCCCUGCCGAGUGGGGCUGAGAGGGACUCGCCCGGGAAGGGGGGUGGUUCAUUUGUUGUCUUUUCAUUUUGCUGGAUCUUGAGCCAGCUUCAACCUCCUGCCUCUCCUCAGACGUGGCUUUCAUUUGAAGGCUCCAACCUUAAAGCAGUAAGUGGCUGGUACCCCCCUCCAAAGGGUCUGCUUGCACCCAGGGAGGGGCCGUGGGACCCGGAAGCCUUUCACUAAUACGAUUAUCACAGGUUUCAACCCCAAGUUGUCUUACCUCCCUUUCCCUGUUUCUCCCCUGCCUGUAGCUAACAAAGAGUAAGGGAUAGAAAUAGUUCUUAAGGUCCUCCUCAUUCAAGAUCUUAAAAUUCUUGACUUGGGUGGGGCAAGAGAGAACUUGACAUUUUCCCCAGAAUAGAGUCCCAAUUUGUAUAUCAGUGUUAAGAGAACAAAACACACUUAGGUGAGAUUCUCGUGGACUAUUUUUUAAAUGUCAUUAAUAUAAAAAGAUUUCUAUUAGCAGUAUUUAAUCAAUCACUCUCCUAUAAAGAGCAGACAGAGGUAAAUACUCCUGCAGAGUAGUGGAGCUUUAAGACUCAGUUCUCUCAAGUCCAUGUUGUUUUGCCAGUGUACUGAUGUGUAGAGGUCUGUUAUACUAAUUAGAGGUCUGUUAUACUAAUGUUAUUUAUUAAUUUUUUUCAUUUCCAUACAGUUAACUAAAGAGCUUUUUCAAGCACCCAUGUCUGUAAAAAAAAUAUUUUUAAAUAAAAUUUCUUUUGUUGUAGCACA
Messenger RNA from Peromyscus eremicus (cactus mouse), 11435 nucleotides. RefSeq names its product Cbl proto-oncogene (gene Cbl). The coding region runs from base 95 to 2839 and encodes 914 amino acids. NCBI's taxonomy places the organism in Eukaryota, Metazoa, Chordata, Mammalia, Rodentia, Cricetidae. Gene Ontology annotation, molecular function: receptor tyrosine kinase binding; SH3 domain binding; calcium ion binding. The record is from RefSeq and is a predicted model, not a curated record. The transcript has 16 exons. Gene Ontology annotation, biological process: negative regulation of epidermal growth factor-activated receptor activity; cell surface receptor signaling pathway. Gene Ontology annotation, cellular component: membrane raft; plasma membrane.